AUGUACCCCUUUCUAUCGGAUUUGAAUACAUUACAAACAGGCGUGCUUGUUGGAAUAUCGUUUGAGGUUGUGAGCAACCAAAAUCCGAGCCUUGAACAGGCGCGCGCUUGUUAUUCCCGUGAUUUGGCUAGUAAUUACACAACGACGGAGCAGAGUGCAACACCAAAAGUGCCAUCUCCAACCAGACAUUUUCCGGAGCUUGCUGUUGAAAUAUGGUUCGUUGUCACAUUAAGAUUCUGGGGUAAAGUCAAACGCCAACAAUGA
Molecule: messenger RNA, 264 nt
Organism: Fusarium proliferatum ET1
Lineage: Eukaryota; Fungi; Ascomycota; Sordariomycetes; Hypocreales; Nectriaceae
Exons: 3
Coding region: 1-264 (87 amino acids)
Source: RefSeq, a predicted model, not a curated record